GAGGGAGAGAGGGCGAGAAAGAAUCCAGACUGCACCGCUGGCCUGGUCUGCUAAUCUCGCUACCCCUCAAAAGGGAGGCGUUUUGAAUGCUGGUUUCUUAAAUUCUCCCUUGGCUUGGACUGAGGAGCCCUGGACCUUGGAGAAACUCUGCUCUUAAUUUCCAUACUGAUCACUCAACGGCGGAAAAUCGGAAGAGAUGCAAGUAGGAAAAAGAAACUAAACCAGGUCUGAGGAGCGAUGCGACAGGCAUGAUGGAGGUUGAGUCCUCCUACUCGGACUUCAUUUCCUGUGACCGGACAGGUCGUCGGAACGCAGUCCCUGACAUCCAGGGGGACUCUGAGGCUGUGAGCGUGAGGAAGCUGGCUGGAGACAUGGGCGAGCUGACACUCGAAGGAGCAGAAGGACAGACAGAGGCGGGCGCCCCAGACAAGGCAGCCAGCAGCCAGCCUGAGAGCAGCGAUGGGACCACCUCGUCUUGAGUCUGACCUUGCCCAUGGAGGAUGGAAAAGAGACCUGCUGUCCUUGCCUGGACUGGGAGCCCUGGCACUGGCCUGGCAGCCUCUUCUCUGAGCCCCGGUCCCAGGCAGGCCAGGGCAGAGUGAAAAGGCACCCCCAGAGGCCACCGUGGCCCCUUCCCUGGGAAGGCCCUCCACCUGCACCCUGAGGCUCCCCUCGCCCACCACCUCCUCACUGUGCCCAGGUACACUUCCAGGACCCCGCAGCUGUGGGGCAUUAUUUAUUCAGUGGGUGCCUGAGCAGCCCCCCCAAGAACGCAACUCCAGAGGUGGCCUGGGCAGCAACCCCAGC
Enhydra lutris kenyoni (northern sea otter) is the source of this 807-nucleotide messenger RNA. RefSeq names its product cAMP-dependent protein kinase inhibitor gamma. The record is from RefSeq and is a predicted model, not a curated record. Gene Ontology annotation, cellular component: cytoplasm; nucleus. The transcript is spliced from 4 exons. Gene Ontology annotation, biological process: negative regulation of cAMP-dependent protein kinase activity. The coding region runs from base 249 to 479 and encodes 76 amino acids. Gene Ontology annotation, molecular function: cAMP-dependent protein kinase inhibitor activity. Lineage: Eukaryota; Metazoa; Chordata; Mammalia; Carnivora; Mustelidae.